Molecule: messenger RNA, 1404 nt
Organism: Linnemannia hyalina
Lineage: Eukaryota; Fungi; Mortierellomycota; Mortierellomycetes; Mortierellales; Mortierellaceae
Source: the annotation of a GenBank genome assembly
AUGCAGACACUUCCGCCUGAGGUCCUGCUCCAGAUCGGUCUCUACCUCAACGCCAAGACCUCUCUUACUUGUAUGACCGUCUGUCGUGAAUGGAGAAUGGCCUUCACACCAUCCCUCUGCCGUGUCGUCAACAGCUGCGAGCGACUUUGGCGAUCCAUCCUUCAUUCCAUCCCCUUCGGGGAGUUACCAAGCCUUUUCUCCAAGCACAACCAAUGGAUCCGCGACUUGAAUAUGGACGACGUGGCGAUCCUGAAUGCAGCACUCAAAGCUAACCUGACAACCCUCCAAUCGCUGACCUUCAGCAAUGUUGACCUGAACCAGACCAUGGCGGUUUGGGCGUUUGUCCUCUCCGAUCCUGGUUUACAACAACUCGCCUUCAACUCCGUCUUGCCCGUGGAUAAGUUCGCCAUUACUAUAACCACAACUUCGUAUCCGUUGCGACUUGUCUACAACCUGACCCGGGCAAGCGAGUCUUUCUUGAUCAGUACCUUUUCGACGCUCACUAAGAUCCGACACCUGCAUAUUGGCAUGUACGCAGACGACUACCUCCAUACGCUUUCGACUCUGGUCGCUAAGGACUUGUCUGCCAUCGAGACCGCGCGGGUUCGCUUUCCCAACAUCAGGACGGUGUGUAUCAAGGCAGGAAACGUCGAAAACCCAACAGCCAUGUUCCAACAGCUCUCGACAAUCUUCCCAGCGAUGGAAUGUCUUGGGGCUCGUCGAGUGUACUGGUGGGAGAAAAAGGUGACCAAGAUGCCGUUUCUCGUCAGACUGGAAGUCGGAUUGAUCAGCCCCACGGACCUGAAUGCGAUCUCGAGCACAUACAGCAACGCGCUCGUCUACCUGCGGUUCAGUCUCCGGGAUAACUGGUCUGCUGAAGUGUGUCAGAUCUUGGCUGCAUGCGCUCGGUUGAGAGAGUGUCUUGGUGAUGGACAUGUCGUUCUGGCAGAGGAUAUCAUCAACGGGCCAACAUGGACCUCUCGUAUCGAAACCAGAUUUACACGCAGGACUGCUGCGGGGAAGGAGGCUCAGGACCACCAGAAGGCAUUACAUGCGAUGCAGCAACAAGUCUAUGCGAACCUGGCGCAACUCCGGAACCUCGUGAAGAUCAACUUUGGAUGGAGUUACACCUACGACAACAUCAGGUACGACAGAAACAAGUGGGCCACCAAGUUAAUCGAUAAACUCCACCGCAGCGACAUUGAAACGGGUAUCGACUUCUCGCAGGAGUCCGGGUUCGGUCAGGUGGUGUCUCUUCCUAGCCUCAAGAAGAUUAAGUUGCGCAAGUUCUGUGAGACCCAAGCGAUCGGGAGCUCGCAGCAGUCGUGGAUGAUGGAGGGAUGGGAGAUGCGCGAGACCUGGAAGGAGCACAUUUACACCCUCGUGGCCCAUCGACGUGCUUGA